Humulus lupulus (European hop) is the source of this 474-nucleotide messenger RNA. RefSeq names its product putative glycine-rich cell wall structural protein 1. Lineage: Eukaryota; Viridiplantae; Streptophyta; Magnoliopsida; Rosales; Cannabaceae. The transcript has a single exon. Bases 1 to 474 code for a protein of 157 amino acids. The record is from RefSeq and is a predicted model, not a curated record.
AUGGCUUAUUAUACAAUACUAGUUUCUUCAACUUUCUUACUUCUGAUCAGCUUCGCCUUCUGCGUCCGCUCUCAAGUCCCUCAGCCAAUACCAUCGCCCACUCAGGACGCGCCUCCGGCUGGUGGAGGUGGCGGCGGCGGUGGUGGCGGAAAUAGUACUGGUGCGGGCAGCUCUGGCUAUGGUUAUGGUUCUGGCGAAGGGUCUGGCAGCGGAGGCAGUGGUGGUGGUGGAGGUGGUGGUGAAAGCAGUAGUGGACCUGACGGUGGAUCUGGCUUUGGCUCUGGCAGUGGCUGUGGAACUGGCAGCGGCGGCGGCGGAGGAGGAGGUGGAGGCGAAGGUGGUAGUAGUGGAGGCGAAAGUAGUGGCUUUGGAUUUGGAAGCGGCUAUGGUUCUGGUUCUGGGGGUGGACGUGGUGGCGGAGAUAAUGCUGGCGUUCCAUGGGAAAAUAGGAAGAGUUUGACAGUUCAUCACUAA